Syngnathoides biaculeatus (alligator pipefish) is the source of this 2058-nucleotide messenger RNA. It is a transcript of the gene pip4k2ca, whose product is annotated as phosphatidylinositol-5-phosphate 4-kinase, type II, gamma a. Lineage: Eukaryota; Metazoa; Chordata; Actinopteri; Syngnathiformes; Syngnathidae. The transcript is spliced from 10 exons. Gene Ontology annotation, molecular function: phosphatidylinositol kinase activity. The coding region runs from base 293 to 1555 and encodes 420 amino acids. Gene Ontology annotation, biological process: phosphatidylinositol metabolic process. The record is from RefSeq and is a predicted model, not a curated record.
AGAUGGAUUAAAUAGGCGAGCCGAGCCACAUCGAAUAUGGCGGCCUAUUGACGUACAAUUUCGCCACAGAUCGGGGGUCUAUGUAUAUUUCAACUCGACGAAUGAGUCACUUAGGUAGUGAAGUUGUGCUCGUACGGUUAUCACAUUCGGAGCUCGACGGUUGACCUUUGUUCGUCGUCGCAUCGGGGACAUUCGCUCGGUUAGCUGAGCAACGGUUCGGCUCCGGGCGGGGUAGAACCGAGAAGCGUGUGCGGACAGACGGACGGACCGAGUGUCUGCUGGUGCUGCGGCCAUGGCUUCGCUUGGCAACUCCGCAGCCACGUCCUCGAGUGGUAGUCCCAUGGUGGUGCUUGCGCCCAAGACCAAGACGAAAAAGAAACACUUCGUUCAACAGAAGGUGAAAGUGUUUCGAGCCAGCGAGCCUGUCCUCAGCGUGUUCAUGUGGGGCGUCAAUCACUCGAUUAAUGAUCUCAACCAGGUUCCGGUACCUGUCAUGUUGCUCCCUGAUGACUUCAAGGCCAACACGAAAAUCAAGGUUAACAACCAUCUCUUCAACAAAGAAAAUCUUCCUGGACAUUUUAAAUUCAAGGAGUAUUGUCCUCAAGUCUUUAGAAAUCUAAGGGAGCGCUUCGGUAUAGAAGAUUUGGACUAUCAGGUGUCAUUGACCCGCAGUCCCCCGACGAGGAGUGUCAACGAGCAAGGAGAGGGGCUGCUCCUCAACUCCUACGACCGCACUCUGAUCGUCAAGCAAAUCUCCAGCGAGGAUGUGGCGGACAUGCACAGCAUCCUGUCAGAGUAUCACCAACACAUCGUGAAGUGUCACGGGAGCACCCUGCUCCCACAGUUCCUGGGAAUGUACCGGGUGAGUGUGGAGAGCGAAGAGACCUACUUGAUUGUCAUGAGGAACAUGUUCAGCCACAGAAUGGUAGUCCACAGGAAGUACGACCUGAAGGGUUCUCUGGUGGAUCGAGAAGCAAGCGACAAAGAGCGAGGUAAAGAGCUUCCCACCUUCAAGGACAUGGACUUCAGAAACAACAUGCAAAAAGUGUACGUGACAGAGGAGCAGAAGGAGAAGUUCAUGGAAAAACUAAAUCGGGAUGUGGAGUUCCUGGUGAAGCUGAAGAUCAUGGACUACAGCCUGCUGUUGGGCAUCCACGAUGCGGGCCGGGCAGAGAGGGAGGAGGAGGAAGGUGAAGAAGUUUCCAACGAGGACGAGCAUGAGGCGGAGAACGGCUCGGCCCCCGGCCCUACCGCGGGCUCUUACGGCACGUCUCCGGAGGGGAUCGCCGGUUACAUGUCCUGUUGCAAGCCUCUCGGGCCCGGGGAGUUUGACCCUUAUGUGGACGUCUACGCCGUCGCCAGCUGCCCGGGCGCCCCUCAGAGGGAGGUUUACUUCAUGGGCCUAAUCGAUGUCCUCACUCAGUACGACACCAAGAAGAAAGCUGCUCACGCAGCCAAGACUGUCAAACACGGGGCGGGUGCUGAAAUUUCCACCGUACACCCCGAGCAGUAUGCCAAACGAUUCCGGGACUUCAUUUCUAACAUUUUUGCAUAAACUGAACACAGAACUCAGAACUCUCUUACCAUUGACCAAACUGUGUGUUCGAAGGCAAUAUUUUUUAUUGGUUGACAUGAAGAAUGACUGCUUGGAUUGUUUAGAUGACCAGUAAAGUGUGCUUCAUAAUCAUAUAUUUCUUUCCGAGAUUCGCUUUUGCUGUUCUUAUGAAAGGAAUAAAUCUGGAGGUGUAAUUUACCUCGAUCAGUCUUCAAGUCUACAAGUGGGCAAUGGAGUUUCUUCCAUGAAAAUACCUUUCCACUGAAAAAUACUUUACAUUUGAAAGGAAAUUUUUCAAAAUUGGCCCUUCUAGAAAUUUGUCCACAUGUCACAAGAGGGCGCUGUUGUGUGGUGCAGCUGCAAGUGGGAUUCGAGUUUGGUGGCAACUCCACCUUGUCGUCACAUCAGCUAAAUCGCUACAAAGUGAAGUCCACUUUACAAAAAUUUGCUGAUGUAUUGCACAUUCCAGGAAGGCGGAGCUUCACUUUUUCUUUUUUUUUUUU